AUGGCCGAUAGACUAUCGAGAGCGGCUUGCUGUCAAAAUAAUAAAAAUACUUUUUACUAGAGCGUAUGCCAUAUUUGAUUGUAUUUGCAUAGUUUUCAUACAACAAUUAUAAUAUUAAACUGAAUGAGUUCCAAACAUUUUUCCUCAGAUGUUGUAAAAGUUAAUACGCAGAGGUCAUUUACACCUUUGCGGAUUGCUUCGUGUCGUGCGUAUUGAGGCACCAGUCGUACGCGCUGUUUACGUCUUAGGAUGAGUGAAGAAGGAAGCGAUGACUCUCCGCCGCGGCCGAAGCGUAAAAUCAAGAAAGUGGUAGUCUUGUCAUCAUCAGACUCUGAAAGCGAUGGUAGCUUUAGCGUGGCGGGGACACGUAGAAAGAGAUUGAGAGUGCUUAGUGAUGAAGAGGCAAGUGACAGCAGUGGAAGUUCAGUGGUGCGCGCUGGAACUAGACGGAGACGAACACUGCCGAAGCUUCGUGACUCUGAAGCAGAAAGCGAUAGUUCCGGUUGGUCGACGGACCACGUAGAAUCUUCCAAACCUGUGACUUCAGCUUCAAAACCAAUCUCAGGAUUUGCAUCUGACAGUUCUGAAGGCAAUUCUGAUAAAUGCUCAAUAUGUCUCUUGCGUUUUAAAGAACAAGAAGUAGGAACACCUGAAAGCUGUGAGCACAUAUUCUGUUUAGACUGUAUCACAGAAUGGUCGAAGAAUGUUAAUACAUGUCCAGUGGAUAGAAUGACUUUCAAUUCAAUUAUUGUAAAGGCUUGUGUCGGUGGGCGCGUGUUAAGGAAGGAACCUGUAAAGGUUAUUGAGCGAAGGCCUUCUGUUGAGGCUUUAGUGGUUGAAGAUCCAACUGUGUGUGAGAUAUGUGGCAGUACUGAAGAUGAAGAAACUAUGCUGUUGUGUGAUGGCUGUGACCUUGGUUACCACAUGCAGUGCCUCUCACCUCCACUAGCUGAGGUUCCCGCUGAUCAGUGGCUUUGCCCAAAUUGUUAUGUUUCUCUUAAUGGAGAGAGUAAUCUGCUGGAGGACAUAAACCUUUCUGAAGUAGAAGAUUUAUUGGAGGGAGUUGUUGAUAUAGAUCUACCUCUUGGACCAAGAUCUGUUUUGUUAAGGCAACAAAGAAAUGUAAGGAGAUCAUCUAGGAAUGCAGGCCGAUUCGAUCAACCAUCAACUUCGAACGCUGGUCAUACCAAUAGUAACAAUUUAAACGAAUUGUCUGUAACAUCUAGAGGCUCAACAAGUUUACAAAGAAGUUCACGUUCCACUAACAGACGGCAAGGAAUAACAAAACGUAGAAAAUAUAAAAGAAGAAGAACUAAAACUGUUAUUAUUGAAUAUGAGGUUCAGGAAAAUGGAAAAUUUCCAAUUACAAAGAGGGUUAAAAAGAAAGUGAAAAAGAGAAGGGUAAAAAAAAGACAACCGCGAACCGCUGCUAGACGCUCUCAUGUCCGUGCAAGUGUUCGUGCUAAACUGGCCACUCUGAACACUGCUCAGAGAGCAGAUAUAGUUCAAGCAUCAAAUGCUACCAGAAAUAACCUAUCUGUUCGACGUCAAAGGGCUGGUAUUCCUUCACUGAGUCUAUAUGGGAAUCCUCAUGAAUUAGAUUACUUCUCUGAUGAAGACAAUGCAAUCUCUGAAGAAGCAUCUACUGCAGUAGCCACCAGAUCAACAUCUAAUAUACUGAGUGCAUACAGACAGGCCAGAAGAAAAAUGAUUAUGGUUCCAUCUCCCCCUCAUGCAUCAUCUGCGCCCGACAUUCUUUCUAACAUUUUAGAAAGUCAAACUUUGCUGCAUUCAAAAAAAUCUAUAAUUUCCAUAUCCGUAGAUGGGAAUGUCGAUUACAAGCUUCAAUCGCGUAAGGAAAAUCAUGAUAAAAAUAAUGACGUCGAGUCUAAGAAUGAAGGAAAACUUGAUUUGUCUAAAGCAAAUGAGGCUGUUCGAAAUGUACCCUCAUAUCCGGGGCAGAACAGGGGCGGCGGAUGGGGAGGCGGAUACAGAGGAAACUAUCAUCGUGAGCAAAAUUCUAAUAAUUUUAACAGGGGAGGUAAUUACGAAAACAAUUACGGAGGAAACUAUCAGAAUAGACAAGGAAAUGCAUACAACUAUCAAAACAAUAAUAUGCGUCGUGAUGACGCCGACUAUUAUGAUAACUUUUCAAGAAGGCCGCAGCAGUAUUCACACACCGAUGAUACCUAUUUUGAUAGAUCUAGAAGACCGGGUCCAAUGGACAAUAAUAGAGGUAGCAAUUAUUCAAACCAUCAGAGACCUAAUGACCAGAGCCAGGGUCGAUUUAGUUUGGGGCCAUCCUGGCAACCUUACAGUGGUGGAGGCCCUUCGGCGCCCACCCCCAGACAAGAUGUGCCUCCAAUUCAGUCUCGACAUUCGUUUGGAGGAUUCGAAAACCCCGUUGAUAUGAGAAUGGGUCAAGUACCGCCGACUAAUACAAAUACGAAUUCUGAAAUGUUUGUUGGAAUUGACGCACCCCGUCAAGAGAAAACUCAACCACACGCACACCAACCCCUGUCCGACCCGCAAGCGUAUCAGCCGUUGACGGAACCACCGGUUUUCAAUUUUCAGAAAAAUUCAGAAGUGGAAAAAUCCGAAGACGAAAAAAGCGAUUCGGGCCUCGUUAUCGAUACGGAGAAAUACGACCCUACAGAACCAACACACGAUGACGACAGCGGUGAAGAUGAACCGAUCGCAUCGUCGGACUCCGAGGUACCGCCGCCGCCAGCUGUGCAGAGUAUCCUGGCCGGCAUUGAUACCAGCGCCAUGAACGUGCCUCCCAAUAUAUUAGACACAGCCGUCAGACAAGUUCUAAAAGAGCAUAGAAAUCUAAUUGUGCCUCCUAAUGCGGAGACACAUAACAGAAGCGAUGACGAUUCGGAUGGCGAUUGUCCCAAUUUUUCGAUUUAUUCCGCCACUAGUGUUCACAUAGCAAAUAAUAGUAGCAGUUUGACUGAUGAGGUGCCGAAGGAGCAGCCUCAAGAUAGUUUAGAAGAUUUAGUUCAAGAAGAUGAUGAGACACCUCCAUCGACAUCUCCCAUAACAAUACCUGACCCAUUAAAUAACGAAAAGAAAACCGAUGUCAGUAGAACUUCUACUAAGCCCCUUGUUAGCAGUUAUGAUAUGGAUGAAAAAAAGAAAUCUGAGGAAGAAUAUAAGGAAAAGGUGUCCAAGAGAUGUCCAAUAACGACGAAUACACGUAACCCGAUAAAAAUUAAACUUAAUACAUCAUCGUUAAUCAAAAGGCAAGUCAGUCUGUAUGAUGAAGAAGAUACAAGUCAGGAUGUCGAAGCGAACGAGAAAGCAGAGGUAACUCGAGAAAUGCCUGAAGAGAAAUUAAAUAUCAAUUGUAAUACCAUGAGCCUGAAAAAGCACGAUGAAAGUCCAAAGAAGAAGUCUCCUUCACCUGAGAAGUGCGAUGUACCACUUGAAUCCAAUGAGAUCACUAAAUCUGAACGAUCUUCAAGUCCACUUAUAAACAAUGUCCUUAAUAAGGAUAUUUUCAAAAAACAAGAACACAUUAUUAAAGAAUCAGUUGAUGAUACUGUGAACGAAAAUAAAAACGAUGAUAAUAAAUGUGAAUAUAUACGAUCAAAUACAAAUACGUCAUUAGAAAAAAGCGAAGACUCUCCAAAAAAUAAAGAUGAGUCUGAUGAGGAAAGUCACUCUGACGUCGAUGACGUACCAAUCAUUUUCACUGAACAAUCACCAAAAUUAGAUGUAGAAGUUGCUAGAGUCGAUGAUAAUGUUGAAAAAAUGACUGAAUCGAUAAGUGAAACAGAAGAUGAGCGGAGCUAUACGCCGUGUCUCGAUGAGAACAAGUCUAACAAGGACGCGUCGUUUGAAACUGAAAAGGAUAAAGGACUGGAGGGUCUGGACACGGAAAUGAUUUCCGAGGAGGAAGGAAACGAAAUGUUUUCAGAGAACGAACGAGCUGCGUCAGAUAUUUCGCGUGCCUCCCCCCCGAGGGUGCCUCCCGAGAACGAGGAGGGCGAGAUAGCCGAUAAAAAAAAGGAGGGAAAAAAGGUAUCACUGCGCGACGAGGGCGCGAAGAAGAAAAAAAAGAAGGAGUCCAAGAAAGACACAAAAGAAAAGAGUAAGAGCAGAAAAAAGAGUGAAAUUUCGUUCAAAAAGCUUAGCAAAAGUGGAAAGGAGAGAAACUACAGGGAGAGAGAUAAAAACGAGAAAAGGAGCGAAAGGGAACGCCGGGACUCCGGCGACGCCAACGAGAGCCGGCAGCGGAGGCGCAAAGAGAAGAGAAAGGAUCUCGAACGUUACGACGUGCGCACCGUCGUCACCGAGAAGAGACGAAAGCAGAAGGAUCCCUUCGGCAGGGACGUGUCGCCCCGAGGCCGCUCGCCCUCGCUGUCGCCGCCCCCGCGCUCGCCCUCCCCCGCGCCCUCCCGCCGCCGCCGCGCCGCCUCGCGCCGCUCGCUCUCCAAGGGCCGGCGCUCGGUCUCCAGGGGCCGCCGCUCCCUCUCUCGAAUACGAAGAUCACCCUCGCCGUCGCGGCGAUCCCUGUCCCGGAGGAGGUCCCCGCCCGGCCGCCGGUCCGCCGGGCGGCGCGCCAGCCCCGCGCGCGGGCGCUCCCCGGCGCGCUCCAGGGCGUCGUCGGCGCGGCGCCGCUCGGGCACCCCGCGCGCCUCCCCGCGGCGCAGGAGCCCCCCGCGCCGCAAGCGUCGGCGCUCCGGCUCGCGGCUCGCCCGCCGGCGCUCGCUCAGCGCCAGCCCCCCGCGCCGCGCCACCAAGAAGAAGAAACGCACGCGCUCCGCCCGCCGCGCCCCCGCCGCCGUCUCGCCGGAGCGCAAGCGGCGGCGCAGCGCGAGCCGCCAGGCCGAGCCGGAGCCGGAGGCGCCCUCGCCGAUGUCGCGCCCGCCCUCGCCGCGCACGCCGCCGCCCGAGCCGGAGCCCGAGCCGCGCGCGCCGCUGCGGUCGGACGACGAGCUCGAGCGGCGCGAGCGGAGGCGGCGCGACCCGGACCGCCUGAGGCGCCGCGUGCGCGACGCCGCCGGGCCCUCGAAGGAGGUGUUCACCUCCGGGGACAACAUCCUCGUCAGCGUGAGCUUCAAGGAGCAGGAGCGCGGGGAGGAGGGCGAUCGGCGACGCCGACGGGAGACCCGCCGCGACCGUAGACGUCGUCGGCGAGCCGCCGUCCCGCCGGAAGUCGAGGUCGCCAAGCCCGUCGCCAUAAUCGACCUCGAACGCUCGCCCUUCCGCGAGCUCACGCCGUCCCCGAAGAACGUGAUAGUCCUCAGCGAUAGCGACCCCGGCGAAAGGGAGGGCGCCGAGCCGGGAGUGCAGCCGCCGCCCGCACCGGAGCCGGCGCCCGAGCCCGCGCCGCCGGCGCUCGGACCCAAGACCCCUCCGGAGCCGACGGUGCCGGAACCCGCCGCGCCGGAGCCGGUCGAGGGACCCGACGAGCAGGCCGACGCGCCGGACUCCGAGCGGCAGUCGCCGGACGCGUACGACCCGUUCGAGCCGACGCGCUCGCCGUCCGCGUCGCCCGCGUCCGCGUCGCCGGCGCCCGAGCCCCCGCCGCCCUCCCCCCCGCGCGCGCUCAUCACGCUGGAGGCGGCGCAGCGCAGCAACAUGUCGGCCGACGAGGUGCUGGACCGGCGCCCGCUGACGCCCGUGGAGAAGGUGAUGGCGCUGCUGCAGUCCACGCGUGACGCGUCGCCCGAGCCGGCGGCCGCGGAGCCCCCGCCGGCGCCGGCGCCGCGCAUCGUGCUGCCGUCGCCGACGCGCGUGCCGCCCAAGCUGUUCCCGGGCAAGCCGUCGCCGAUCAAGUCCAACCCGGUGAAGCCCAUGCAGGCGACGCGGCUGCAGCGCCCGCCGUCGGAGGGCGGCGCGUCGCCGUACUCGCCGGGCUCCAGCGACUUCGGCGAGCUGUUCGAGCCGCCGCCGCGCCGCGCGCGCCUCGACCGGAAGAGAGGCAAAACGCAAGUGGGCGUUAAAAUAGACGAGGAGAACCUGAAAAUCCUAGACGACUUGCCGAGCUCCGCCGUCGAGAUGCAAGUCAAGAGUAAAAUGUCCGUGCGUGCGCAGUUCCUGAAGAAGCUGAACCGGCAGGAGCGCGUCGUAGAGGAGGUGAAGCUCGUGCUGAAACCGCACUACAUCAAGAAGCGCGUCACCAAGGAGGAGUACAAGGACAUCCUGCGGCGCGCCGUGCCCAAGAUCUGCCACAACAAGUCGGGCGAGAUCAACCCGACGAAGAUCCAAGCCCUCGUGGAAGCUUACGUGAAGAAGUUCAGGAAAAAACACAAACUCGGACUGGCGUAGUCGCUUAGCGUAGCGGAUGUUCUAUCAGAUUAUUGUAAUUAUAAUUUAUGUACGGACAAUGUAUUUUACUUAAACGUUUUAUUUAUAUUAAUAAAAUAAUAUAGAUUUAAAUCA
Messenger RNA from Nymphalis io (European peacock), 6396 nucleotides. Its product is annotated as PHD and RING finger domain-containing protein 1. The transcript has 9 exons. The record is from RefSeq and is a predicted model, not a curated record. NCBI's taxonomy places the organism in Eukaryota, Metazoa, Arthropoda, Insecta, Lepidoptera, Nymphalidae. The coding region runs from base 250 to 6282 and encodes 2010 amino acids.